Botrytis fragariae is the source of this 945-nucleotide messenger RNA. Its product is annotated as putative 3-hydroxybutyryl- dehydrogenase protein. The record is from RefSeq and is a predicted model, not a curated record. Gene Ontology annotation, biological process: fatty acid metabolic process. Bases 1 to 945 code for a protein of 314 amino acids. NCBI's taxonomy places the organism in Eukaryota, Fungi, Ascomycota, Leotiomycetes, Helotiales, Sclerotiniaceae. Gene Ontology annotation, molecular function: oxidoreductase activity, acting on the CH-OH group of donors, NAD or NADP as acceptor; NAD+ binding. The transcript is spliced from 3 exons.
AUGAUAUCUCCAAUUGUCAGAAGAGGAAUUUUGCAGAGUUCAAAACAUGCAAGAUCAUUCAGUUCCAGCCGAAUGCUUUCGGCACAAGAGGUCAAAAGCCUUGGUGUUAUCGGCGCUGGCCAGAUGGGACUGGGAAUAGCAUUAGUAGCAGCACAGAGAGCUGGUGUUCCAGUCACUCUCGUCGACACAAAUCAAGCUUCUCUUGAUAAGGGUCUCGCAUUUGCUGAUAAACUCCUGGCCAAAGAUGUAACCAAGCAGCGCAUAACUCAAGAACAAUCUGACAGUAUCCGCUCCCUUCUCAUCCCAACCACAAAGAUGGAUGAUCUUUCCUCGGCAGACUUUGUAAUUGAAGCCGUGCCUGAGAUUCCCUCUUUGAAAUUCUCAAUCUUCAGUUCCCUAGCCCAAAUCUGCCCUCCUCAUGCCAUCUUGGCUACGAACACAUCUUCCAUAUCCAUUACACGAAUUGCCGCAUCAACUACUAAAGAUCCUAAAGACACCAGCGCUUCCUCUCGGGUAGUUUCAACACAUUUUAUGAAUCCAGUCCCCAUUCAAAAGGGUGUUGAGAUUAUCACUGGAUUACAGACAAGUCAAGAUACAUUGGAUGCAGCCAUUGAAUUCUGCAAACGAAUGGGCAAAAUCCCAUCUACUUCAGCAGAUUCCCCAGGAUUUUUGGCAAACCGGAUUUUGAUGCCUUAUAUCAAUGAAGCCAUAAUUUGCUUGGAGACUGGUGUUGGUAAAAGAGAUGAUAUCGAUGCGAUAAUGAAGAACGGAACCAAUGUUCCCAUGGGGCCAUUGCAAUUGGCGGACUUCAUUGGUAUUGAUACCUGCUUAGCAAUUAUGAAAGUAUUAUACGAGGAGACAGGAGAUAGCAAGUAUAGACCUAGUGUACUACUGGGGAAAAUGGUAGAUGCGGGAUGGUUGGGCAAGAAAAGUGGAAAGGGGUGA